AUGCCAAUAAAAUCACUUGAAUCCUAUUUUUUUCAACGAAAGCAGGUGUUUCAAGCGCCGAUUGAAAUUUUAGCAAAUGCCACCAUCGGUAUCGACCUCGAGUACUACCUCAGCCGUAUAUACACGCCAAAGAAAGAGCAGUACUUGGUGGCCAUUGGAGGAGUGCCUUCGUCGCUCAAGGACUACCUCCAGUCGGAUCUCCAGAUAUUGAAAGAAUACAACAUCAAACCCAUUUUCGUCGUUUCGGGCUUGAAAAUCGAAUCUCAGCUAACCGAGUAUAAACAGAAUGAAUUGAGCCGAUACGAAGAACACUUGGCCGGCACGUGGACGAAAGUGGCCAACUCGCAGAAAUUGGGACCUCAACAGCAACAUAGCUUCCACAGCGAAAGCUUCAGAACCGCCCAAGAAGGCAUUUCCUUGGAGCCUAUAAUUAAUGACAUCAUCAAGUGUUUCAUCGAGUUGGGGAUCGAGUAUAUGAUAUGUCCGUACGACGCCUCUUUCCAACUAUCUUACUUGUUGCAGAACAAGUUGAUUGACACGAUUUAUGGAUCAACCGAUUUGAUGUUGACCGAGAUUGACAAGUUUAUCCUUGCAAUGGAGUUCCAAUCAAAGGAAUUCAAGUUUGUUGACAAGAGAAAAGUGCUUCAGGAGUUUGGGUUGAACGAUCGGCAAUUCACCGACUUGAGUUUAAUGGUUGGCUGCGCGCUCCAGCCAAACACUUUCCCCAUAUUCCCUCCGCAGCCUCGACCAACAAACCCUCAACAGCCGUUCCCGGCUUUGAACUAUUUCAAAUUGGGCCUCGAUAUGGUUUACCAAUACAUCCAGUUUAGCGGAGUCACGAGCGAUUUUUACGGCUACAUUCUCAACUUCAAUGACCCCAAGCUCAUAGACUGGUACACUAGGGGACUCAGCGCCAUCAAAUAUGUCCCCGUCAUCACAACUGAAGGCUCUGUUGAAUUGUACAAUGUGGAAAUGGCCAAAUUGAAGCUCAACAAGAACGUCGACUAUUUAACCGACGAAGAAGAUGACCCAGAAAAACCCUAUUUGGAGACGGAGGAGAAUAAGCGAAUUGUAAGAAUUCCAUCUAAUUUGCACGAGGUGAUCUCGCAACGGAUCCCGCCUGAAUUAUUCUUUUACCAGUCGCUUGGCUUGUUACCGGUGGACCUUUUAAGCUCGAUUGCGAGGGGCAUUUAUGACAUUAGGCCGCCCGCGGCGGUGGGGCGGAGCGAUUCGUACAAGAGCUUAGUGUCAUCGCCAUUCUUUAUUGAGACUUUGGAAUAUCAAUACAACUUGAUUACCCAGUUGUUGGCCAGAUACUAUCAGGUCAAGAAAGUGGUGGUCAAGUUUUGGUUCAACAAGGAGGUGGAGAUCAACAAUAGGAUCUCGCCUUCGAUCGCAAAACGGGUUGGUGAUAUCUUUGUCAAAACCUCGGAACUGACAAAUGGAGUAUUCAACUUGCAGCAGUUUCUCGCUUCUGGUUUAACAAACGGAAAGGAAGAAGUGGAAGGGGAGAUUACGUCUAGCAGAGACAUUGUGUCCACAGCGUUGUUGAGAGCUUUUUCUCUAUACGGAAUCAUUGAUAAGAAACGAGACUUGUCUUCUGUUGGAACCAUAUUGCAGCAACUUGCCGCCAACAAUGCGAUAAACCAGGCGGAGAAGGUCGAGGACGACUUGGAGCAAGUGGUGACCAUAUUAUUGCUUUUGAAAGCGUCGUCCCUGCAAUUUGAGCCGGAUAAGGAAUACGCCAGUGUGUCAAAAGCCUUUUCCGCGGUGCACGGACCAAACGGCGUGGCUCCCAAUUUAAAUGAGGAGGAAGCUAGAAAAGUCUUGCUUAUUGCAAAAGUGUUUUCAUUCAAAAAAAUUGCCGCUGCUCCGUUAAACUAUCAAGGUCCCGUCUCAAGAAGCCUCUUGAGUUUCAGAAGCCACACUGAACUCGUGAGGUCGAGCCUUUCGCACACCAUUGAGUGCGUCUUGGUGGAUCUAAUGGUUCGCCAAGAAAAGAACAACAUCAAAGGCCAGUACCAAACGAAGCAAGACUGGUUCAAACUCGUUGACCAACUCCCAUUCUACAAAACGGAACCCAAUACUUUGCUAGGGGUGAUCAGCGAGAUAUUCUUUGAAGUGGCAUUGAAGCAGCAGAAACUAGGAGCUAGCAACAAGGACGCUGCGCAUUUCGCCAAGGACUACCUCGCGGAACACGUUUACCGAGCUGGUCAACCAACGCACAACAUGAAUGCGCAUGGCCAAAACGCAUUCAGCAAAGAGCAAUUGGAGCGCGACUUGGCAGAAGGUGCUCGCUGGUGGAAAGUCUUCGUCUCUGUCAUCAAAGCAGCAAACGAGAAGGAUAAAUCGUUGUGCUCGGACGCGUUCCUCAAGGAAGUCAUAGAUGCAGACUCUUUGAUUGAUCAAGUGUGGGUAUAA
Molecule: messenger RNA, 2421 nt
Organism: Lodderomyces beijingensis
Lineage: Eukaryota; Fungi; Ascomycota; Pichiomycetes; Serinales; Debaryomycetaceae
Source: the annotation of a GenBank genome assembly